Messenger RNA from Pseudo-nitzschia multistriata, 1518 nucleotides. Lineage: Eukaryota; Bacillariophyta; Bacillariophyceae; Bacillariales; Bacillariaceae. The record is from the annotation of a GenBank genome assembly.
GUUUGUACAACACGAUACGAGGGAACUCAAAAAAUGAAUCAAUCGUGCCUCAACGGUAAUACGGCCCCUUGUUUCGCACCAAUACAUCAGCAUCGUGCUCACACAUACCCAUUGUCAGAUAAACAAGCCAAGAAAGAAAAUGGAUGAAGCAAAGGUUACAAACACCUUGUGUUUUCGGGACGGGAAUUGUCGUUUCCUUAUGGCACUCGCUGUCGGAUGGUUGUGUCUUUUCGUACCAUCGUUGGUGCAAGCAUCACGCGGCCCGCCCUACACCGAAGAAGUCAGGGUGCAAAGGCACCACGAGCGAGGGUACGAGUUUCCCUUCCAUUCAUACAACCCCGAUACCCCGGGAUGGAGGAGACUGAUGGAUCAGCGAUUUGAUCAGGUCAUGGCACUCACGGAUGCCCAGAUGAAGUGGGAUGGAUGGAUUCAGACCUGCAAUGCUGCCGUGACAGCACCGAAUUUUACUGAGUACGGAUGGGGCUUGACACAGGCCCCCGAUCUGCUAACAUUGGAUAUUCGACAAACUAUCUACGAUAAUCUUUCUAAUGCUCGAUCGGAAGGAGGAAUUGAUGUAAUCGGCGGCCCGAACACGCCGCUCUUUAUCGACGCACCACAUCUAAACGAACGUGCUCUGACAGAGCUUCAACCAAUCUUGGAGGCAUGGUCAGGUGUGGAGCUGGUGCCAGCUAUUGCGUAUGGAUUUCGGCUAUACAGGUGAGUUCCAUUCUUCGGAUGUAGAAAUUGUCAACAGAAGUCGCUCUGGCAACGCCGAGGGCAUACGGAAUGAGUGUAAUGAGCAGGUACCUGCAACACAAAUCCUGUUUCUCGAACGGAGUUAAGUCUCUAAAAUACAUAUAUUUUUUAAUUUUGCGUUCUUGCACCUCGAUAGAAACGAAUCAAAUCUAUGGAUGCACACCGAUCGAGCGCAGACCCAUGUGAUUUCCUGUAUUUACCACAUUGCAAGCUCGGAUGACUCGGAACCGUGGCCCAUCGUAAUCGAGGAUUACGAAGGAAACACACAGAUGGCUUACUUGGAACCGGGCGAUAUGCUAUUGUACGAAUCCUCCAAAAAUUUUCACGGGAGACCGACCACGUUUAAUGGAAGCUGGUACACGAGCCUCUUCGUUCAUUGGUACCCGAAGGGAGAAUGGAAUCGAAAAGACCACGAUAUUGAAUCGCACUAUGCCGUCCCAGAAGAAUGGAACGAACUCACCCCUACCUCCCGAGAACAUCCAGAUCUCAAGGUGAUCGGAACGUCAAUGCUGGAGCCUAACUGCCCCGAUAAUUGGUGUAAUCUAGCGAAAGCCAAAAAGGUAUACGGGCCCGGACAAUAUGGAACCGUUUUGACAACUGGGGGGAAAACAAUUUCGUUAAAUCUAGAAGAUGAAGAUGCAGAAGAACUGUGAUCUUUCCAUUUUCGUCGAAGUGAAAUAAAGCACAGUGAUAUCGAUAAUACGGUACGAAAAGAAUUACUUUGGAAAGAAAAAGUAACUUUAAGAAAUAAUCUGCAACAUG